Molecule: messenger RNA, 1617 nt
Organism: Salvelinus namaycush (lake trout)
Lineage: Eukaryota; Metazoa; Chordata; Actinopteri; Salmoniformes; Salmonidae
Product: scavenger receptor class B member 1-like
Exons: 13
Coding region: 1-1542 (513 amino acids)
Biological process (GO): cholesterol import; cholesterol efflux; plasma lipoprotein particle clearance
Cellular component (GO): caveola; cytoplasm
Molecular function (GO): low-density lipoprotein particle binding; lipid binding; scavenger receptor activity
Source: RefSeq, a predicted model, not a curated record
AUGAAUAAAUCUAAGCUAGCAAUCGGACUUUUAGUCGUUGGCACUCUGACGGUAGUUUUUGGAACAGUUAUUGUUUUCGUUGGACCAAUCAUUAUCGACAACCAAAUAGUCAAGAACUUAGUGAUAGACCCUAAGAAUGAGAUGUCCUACACCAUGUGGAAGGAUGUCCCUGUCCCCUUCUUUAUGACUGUCUAUUUCUUCAAUGUCCUGAACCCUACUGAAGUCCUGGCUGGAGAGAAACCCAUGGUGGAGCAGAGAGGACCCUACGUAUACAGGAAGCGUAUUCAGAAGCAGAACAUCACGUUCCAUCCAAACCACACAGUGUCGUAUCUUGAAUACAGGAGCUACUUCUUUGAGCCCAGCAUGUCAGUGGGCAAUGAGUCGGAUGUGGUCACCAUCCCCAACAUGCUUGUGUUGGGUGCAGCAGUGAUGAUGGAGGACUUGCCGUUCGCAGUGCGUCUGAUGAUCAGCACCACCUUUAAGACCUUUAAUGAGGGACCUUUCCUCACCAAGUCUGUAGGAAAGCUGAUGUGGGGCUACGACAGCAAGCUGGUGGACUUCCUCAAUAAAUGGCUCCCUGGGAUGCUGCCCUCCACUGGCAAGUUUGGCCUUUUUGCUGAGUUCAACAACUCAAACACUGGUUUGUUCACAAUCCACACCGGCAAAGAUGACAUCAGGCUGAUUCACAAAGUGGACUCAUGGAAUGGCCUGACCAAGUUGACCAAUUGGAAGACUCCUCAGUGUAACAUGAUCAACGGUACAGCAGGACAAAUGUGGCCUCCCUUCAUGACUAAAGAGUCUACACUGCCCUUCUACAGUCCUGACGCCUGCAGAUCUUUGGAGAUGGUGUACCAGCGUGAGGGGAUAAUGGAGGGGAUUCCUCUGUAUCGUUACGUGGCUCCUAAGACUCUGUUCGCUAAUGGCUCAGACUACGCUCCUAACGAGGGAUUCUGUCCCUGCAGACAGUCUGGCCUCCUCAACGUCAGCAGCUGCAGAUCCAACUCCCCAGUGUUUAUCUCCCACCCGCACUUCUACAAUGCUGACCCUGUCCUGCUGGACUAUGUACAGGGACUUCAGCCUACUGAGGACCAACAUGGACUCUUCAUAGACAUCCACCCUGAGACUGGUGUACCUCUGAAUGUGUCUAUCCGUCUGCAGCUCAACUUGUACAUGAAGAAAGUGUCUGGGAUCACGGAAACGGGGAAGAUCUCAGAGGUGAUGAUGCCCAUGAUGUGGUUUGAGGAGAAUGGUUAUAUCGACGGUGAAAUCCUGACCACGUUCCACACUAACAUGGUGGUAUUGCCAAUGGUGAUGGUGUACAUGCAGUACUGUUUCAUAGUCCUGGGCCUGGCCACCAUACUGGGGGUUGUACUACUAUACUACAGGAAGAAGAUUAUAAGAUGUGAGAGGACUGUCAUACAGGACACCAACGGGAGUGCUUCACCCAGCGAAGAAACCCCUCUACUACAGCACUGGGUGGACACAGAUAGCAGUCUAGCCCAGUGCUGCAGGGCUCUGUGUUUUGAGACUGGAACCCUAUAGCCACUGACUGACAAUUCUCUCUCUCUCUAUAUAUAUAUAUAUUUAAAAAAUCACACACACACUACCGGUCAAAAG